AUGGCACUUCCAAAAGUAUUAAGUCCUGGUUUUUGGUUAGAUAAAGUUCUUAGGAUAUUCUUAAAACUAGUAUUGGCCAUCUUGUUACAUGUUUUAUAUUUGAUUAAAGGUGAACAAGAACAAGUCCAUGUAAGAAAAGUUGAAGUUACCGUUAAAAAUGUUCCCAACAACAAAAACAAUAAAACUAAAGAUAAUAAAACAAUUAAAGAUAAUAUUAAUGACGUUGAAAUAAUCAAAAACAACAUAACAAAACCCAUUGAUGUUUUUAAUAUCACUGGAACUCUUAUUGAAUUAAAACCGGAUGAACUUGAUGAAAAUUCAAUUGAAAAAAAAGAAAUUUCUAUGCCUAUCAUUCUCAAUACUAUUAAUGAUAUUAUUACUAACAAUCAACCUGAUGAUAAAAAAGAAGAAUAUCAAUCAUCAAUUGAUGAAGAUGAUGAAUCAGUUAAAGAAGAGUACCAAUCAUCAAUUGAUGAAGAUGAUGAAUCAGUUAAAGAAGAAGAGGAAUUAUUUCAAAACAUUUACCAUAAUGUAUCAAGUUUUGAAAUGAAAACUUCUCAUGAUUAUAGAAGCAAUAUCACGAAAAAAUCUAACAUUAUACCAUUUGAGUUCCAUUGGAAACAUGGUGGUAACAGAGUCUUCAUUACUGGUGACUUUGAUAAUUGGUCAGCAUGUAAACAUGAAAUGUCGAGAAUUCCAAAAACAAAUGAUUUUGUUGCUAUUAUUGAUAUUGAUUGCACUAAACAACAUGAUUUUAAAUUUGUUGUUGACGGUGAAUGGAAAUUCAAUUGGGAUCUUGAAACACGUUAUGAUGAACAUGGAAAUAUAAACAAUUUUAUCUAUGCUGCACCAACAUCUGAUUCUUUGAAUCCUGAAUAUAAUGACAAUGUUGUUUUUCUUGAAUUAUGGCAUGAAGUGACGGUACGCGCAGCACAAGAUACUGGCACAUCUCCAUUAUCCUCGCCAACAUUUCCCGAUGGUAUUACCGAUAAAUCAUCUGCAAACAAAGUAGAAGUACAAAUAACUGUUGAUGAAGGAACUGUUUUUGAUGAUCCAGCUGGCUUAUUUGAUCAUUCUUUUGAAAGAAUUCAAGCAAUAAUAGUAAAAAAUGUUUCCAAAGAAUUUUUGAAUGGAUUGAAAGUUUAUAGUAAAAACAGUAAUAGUAAUAGCAAUACUGUUCUUCUUGAAUUAUUACCAGAUCUUUUUUCCAAGGAAUUGCAGGGUUACAUUUGGGAUCGUAUUCUUAUGCGAAACCAAUUUUCUGAAAUGGGCGGAUUCCAAUUUAAAGCUGAUAUGGAAAAGGGAUUAUUCUUUAUUGGGAAAAGAUGGGUGAAAAAACCAGAAAAUUAUUUCAAGAGGAUAAAAGAAGCUUGUAUUUUGUUGACCCUUCCAUCUAAAAAGAAUAUUAAGUCGACAGUUAAUCAUGAUAAUGAUGAUGAAGACAAAAGAUCAAAACAAAACUCAUUGUCAUAUGUGACUUCAAUACUUUAUAAUGAAGAAGUAGAACCUAUAGAGAUAACUAGAAUGUUGGAAAAUCUAGGUAUUCAUCAUCUGUCAGCUAAAGAAGCAAAGGAUAUUGUUGAAAGAAGAAUUGAAUGUUGGAAAUAA
Molecule: messenger RNA, 1608 nt
Organism: Entrophospora candida
Lineage: Eukaryota; Fungi; Glomeromycota; Glomeromycetes; Entrophosporales; Entrophosporaceae
Source: the annotation of a GenBank genome assembly